UUUUUGUUUACGUUUGGUGGAGCAAUUUUUCAGAGGAAUAGUUUAUAGUUUUCAAAGGAGCAUUUUUUCGUAGUGAAAGCACUCUUCAACUUCAUGGGAAAAUAGGAGUCUUAUUCCCUAAUAUUUAUACUAAUUAGUGUGCUGUUUAACUGGAAGUCUACUUUAAGAGACUUAUUUUCUUAUACUAAUGUGUGUGCUUUUUAACGGCACUGGAAGUCUACAUUAAGGAUUUGGUUAAUUUUCGUGACACUUAAAAAAAAAAAAAAAAUUAAAUUUCUUACGGUACAGCCAUUAUGAAUUCUGAUCCUCGUUUUAUAAAUAAUGUAUCUCAUGGGAUACCAAAAGUCGAAAAUCCACUCAGUAUAUCAUGGCAUGAUAGCACAUGGAUACCAAUGUUGAAUGGUGGCAACAUUAUGGAUUAUUUUUCAGAGCGAACCAAUCCUUUUUAUGAUCGAACCUGCAACAAUGAGAGCUUGAAAAUGCAAAGGCUUGGUAUUGAACAUUUAAGCAAUAUGGUUGGCUUAGAAUAUGUUUUAUUACAUGUUCAGGAACCAAUUCUAUAUGUCAUUAGGAAACAACAUCGCCAUUCACCUAAUCAAGUUACACCUUUGGCUGAUUAUUAUAUAAUUGCUGGUAUUGUGUAUCAAGCCCCAGAUUUGGCAUCAGUAAUUGGAUCUCGAAUGCUCACCAUGGUUCAUCAUUUACAGUCAGCAUUUGAUGAAGCUUCUUCAUAUUCUCAUUAUCAUCCAUCUAAAGGCUAUUGGUGGGAAUUUAAAGAUAAUGAAAAGAAAGAAAAAACGAAGACCAAAGAAGAACCUGGAUCCGCUUUUCAACGACGACGAGUGGAUAUUCUCCUCUCAGAACUGGCAAAGAAAUUUCCUCCUAAAAUGCCAUCUCCUCCGCAAUUAGAAAAGCAAACUACUGCUGAAGAAACUGCUAUUGCUAGUACUGUCGUUCCUAAUGUUACAAUUAAAACAGAGCCAAAAGAUGAUGUUAAAAUUAAAACAGAGAAAGCUGAUACUCCCCCUGCUGCAACUACCACCACCGCUACUACAGUUGCAACCAGCUCUACACCUGCAACAACAGCAAUUACAGCUACACCUUCUCUUCCUCCUCCUCCCCCACCCCCGCCUCCUGUUCAAGCAUCUGCUGCAUCAGUUCAGGCAGCACGAAAUGUCAUGAAACCUCCUCCAGAAAAGAAGAUGAGAUUAGCAUGAGACAAAGUAUAAAUUUGACUUGUAAAUAAAAUAUGUUAAAUAUACCUUUAUAUUUUAAAUCGGAGCUAUACUCAUUCUUUUUUUUUAUAACAUAAAGUAUUGAUCUAAAUACAAAACUAAACUUUGUAAAAAGUAUUAAAUAAAGCAUUAAUUCAUGAUAAGUAAUGAAGUCAGUUUGUUAUUUUUGCAUGAUUAUAUUAAAAAUUUCACUUUUUUUGCAAUCUCGUUUGGUUUUACCCUGAAUUUAAAAAACUUCAUAUUGUAUAUACUUUUUCAAAAAC
Argiope bruennichi is the source of this 1498-nucleotide messenger RNA. RefSeq names its product mediator of RNA polymerase II transcription subunit 6-like (gene MED6). The record is from RefSeq and is a predicted model, not a curated record. Gene Ontology annotation, biological process: regulation of transcription by RNA polymerase II. Gene Ontology annotation, cellular component: mediator complex; core mediator complex. The coding region runs from base 294 to 1217 and encodes 307 amino acids. Gene Ontology annotation, molecular function: transcription coactivator activity. Lineage: Eukaryota; Metazoa; Arthropoda; Arachnida; Araneae; Araneidae. The transcript has 8 exons.